AUGAAGGCUGUUCUUGGGGUGCUUUCGCUGUGCCUGGUGCUGUUGCACCCCUCUGCAGCACUUCCAACCAAGGGGAGAGUGGGGGAAAGGAAUUCCCCAGGGAACAGGCUGGAGCUGAGCCCUCCGGAAGAGCUGGGGCUUGAAGGAGAAGAGAGAAAGAGAGAAAAUGCAGUUCCAGGAAAGAGUUCGGUGGCAAGAUCAAGGUUGACUGCUGCUCACCUCUUGUCUGAGCCGGGGCCAGGAGCAAGAUGCCUCCCAGGGCUGGCUGGGGAUGGGGGCACAGGCUGGGCCAGCUCCAGCCUGCACCCCUGCCCGCUCGGGGGGCUGGAAGGACCCGUCUGCAGGGUGAAAAUGGACCAGGAUGGGCUGACCUUGAGGCACAUGGAAGUUGUGGGGGUUCUCACCCACUAUGAAAGCAGCUUCAUCAAGCUGUUGAGACAACGCAGGGUCUGGGAUAAAAGUUACCUGGAGACCUUUGGCCUCUGCCAGGCUGGGGAGGCAGGUGCUGCCCUCCAGCCCCUGAUGCACAUCCAUGGACACGUGGUGGAGCCGGGGCAGGACCGACUCCUGGUGCUGCAUCUGGAUGAAGUGAAGUGGGAAGCGCAGACGCAGCUGUGGUUCAGACUGGGUGACCCAGCGCCAGUGGGGACCCCGAGCCUCUGCCUGGCCAGGGACACCCAGUACCUGGCCCUGGGAGCCACCGUGGCAUCCAUCCGGCGCGGCAGGGAGCAGCUCAGCUUCCAGGCAUCCCUGGCCAUCCGGCACCGUGGGGAGGGAGGUGCCCCCUUACCUGCCACGGAGACCCAGCAGCUCCUUUUUGGCUCCGAUGACAAGUGCUUCACCAGGAUGACCCCGGUGCUGCUGCUGCUGGCCAAGUCACAGCAGGAGGAGGUGGCUUUGGCCCCUUCUUCCUACCUCUCUGCCGACGGGGUGGUGGAAGUGGCUCCCUACCCACAGCUCAGGUGUGUGACCCUCCCCGCAGCCCUGGGGGCUGGGAGCUGGGGGGAGAGGGGCAGCCCGAGCUCUUCUGUGAUGGGGUGA
This is a messenger RNA of Chaetura pelagica (chimney swift), 1041 nucleotides long. It is a transcript of the gene AMH, whose product is annotated as anti-Mullerian hormone. Gene Ontology annotation, molecular function: growth factor activity. Lineage: Eukaryota; Metazoa; Chordata; Aves; Apodiformes; Apodidae. Gene Ontology annotation, biological process: gonad development; Mullerian duct regression. The record is from RefSeq and is a predicted model, not a curated record.